ACGGUACCUUACCUUAGGUACCUUCCAUUGCCACUAAACACUCAAUCAUCUUGCCAUUCAUUUUGGUUGCUACCCUCAACGUCAACAAUUCUAAGAUCAGUGUCCACAACUCCCUUUUCUGUCAAAACGAAGCAUCCACUCCGAAACACGAAAACAUAGAGACACCAUGACUACAGCACACAGACCUACCUUUGAUCCUGCAAAAGGCAAAGAGGCACUCCGUGGCCCAGCCUACCACCAACGCCUGCUCCCCGCCCACACACAACUCAAGUACCGCAAGCGAGGCCAAGGCGGAGCCGCCGAUGCCGAUGGCGCCAUCGACCUGCGCGCCGAGCUGCUCGCGGCCGAAGCGGCCCACGCCUCCAAGUCAGGCAAUUCCAGCGCCAGCAUCGCAGCGCCGUCAUCAAAACACAGCCCUGCACCGAACUCGGACGACGAAGGUGCAGCGAGGCAAAAGCGACCGCUAGACAUGACGACGGACGGGGAGGAGGAUCCCGAGGCGAAGCGGAGGCGGAUUUUAGCAGAGACCAGGGAGCUGGACGCGGAUGAUACGGGCGGCAGCUCCGAGGAAGAGGAUGACGACGAUGACGAUAGUGAUGGCGAUAGCGACGAUUCGGACGACGAGGAUGCGGAACUCGCACGGGAGUUGGAGAAGAUACGGCGGGAGAGGGCGGAGAAGCGCGAGCGCGAGGAGAGGGAGAAGGCGGCGGCUGCCGAGGAGGAGCGAGAGAGGGAUAUUGCGCUGGGCAACCCGCUGCUCAACAAGCCAGACUUCAACAUCAAGCGCAGAUGGGACGAUGACGUGGUCUUCAAGAACCAAGCGCGUGGGACGGAAGAUAAGGGCAAGAGGAAGGAGUUCAUCAACGACCUUCUCCGCUCCGACUUUCAUAAACGCUUCAUGGGCAAGUAUGUGAGAUAGGGGAUCAGCGGGUUAUCUUUUGGGGGCUUAGGGAUAAUAAUAUGAAUAUGACAGUCCGUCAGCUGUCCGGACUGGGUUGUCUAGAAUUAGAGCAUGAUAAAACAGCGAGCAACGUUGCCAAAGAAGACUGCAGUUACUGCAAACUGGCUCUGGAAUCCCGGUAUGGAAUCAUGCUAUCUGAUGCGGAGAGGCAUGGUAAGGUCUCAUAAUAGUUGAGUGAUGUAUUGUUGGUUUAAAUUCUGACAUAACAGUUUUGAAAACGACAAUGACAGCAGUCUGCGGCUAAGUUGUAGCGGUCCAUCAGUGAUGCCUUGUGGGAAGGGUUACUAUUAGUUGCGGUAUGUACCUACACAGAAUAAAGUGCUCCACAGCUUUACAGGGAGCGUUUUGCCAAUUCUAAUUUAGUAAACUUUCAUUGCG
Messenger RNA from Pyricularia oryzae 70-15, 1339 nucleotides. RefSeq lists its product as uncharacterized. The record is from RefSeq and is a predicted model, not a curated record. Gene Ontology annotation, biological process: mRNA cis splicing, via spliceosome. Bases 167 to 919 code for a protein of 250 amino acids. Gene Ontology annotation, cellular component: catalytic step 2 spliceosome. Gene Ontology annotation, molecular function: RNA binding. The transcript is spliced from 2 exons. NCBI's taxonomy places the organism in Eukaryota, Fungi, Ascomycota, Sordariomycetes, Magnaporthales, Pyriculariaceae.